AUGAUGCGGCGACGGCAUUGCAACUAUUACGCCCAUCGCGGCGCUAGUAGCGCUCAAAAUACAAGCCAUGAGCCGCAUUCUAUAUCUGUAGAUGUUUCUAAUACAACUGACGUAUUAUCCAGUGCAGAUCCAGCCUCUGGUAGCUCGAUUUUGACCACAGGAGGCUCGACAAUCCAUGGAAAUGUCAAUGUGCGUUUAGACAUGAAUGCUAGUGCUCUUAGUGUCGAUGCUACAGGCUCCGUAGCUGUAUUAGCAGGAAGAAAAGGACUUUAUAUAUUGGAUCUAGAUACACCCUUGGUGCCACCAGCUACAUUGUACCGCCAAACGAAGCUUGAAGUGACAGUUGUCAAGUGUAAUCCGCAUGUUUUAUUUAAGAGUCAUGUGGCCUCUUCUAGCAACCGAAAUACGCUUAUAUGGGACAUUUCAAAUGUUGGAGCUGGGUCUGGAACAUUGGCUUCCAUUGGAACAGGUCAGGGAUCGUCUAGUGCUUAUGAACGGAGUCAAAACAAUGGAGGAGGAGUCAGUGGGAGUGGUGGAUCACAUACAACCUCACAGCCUCUUGUAACGACGCUGAGAGCUCAUACUCGACCAGUAAGUGACGUCGCGUGGUCAACCAUGGAGCCUUUGUUGCUAGCAACAUGUUCGGCGGAUGCAAAGACACUGCUAUGGGAUAUGAGGUCGCCCCAGAGACCAGUACAGACAUUAAAUGCCUUCAACACAAGUGUCGUGCAAGUGGAAUGGAAUCGAGUAGAUGCAACGUCAUUAGCUACAGCACAUGACGGAGAAGUGAGAGUGUGGGAUUUACGUACUGCUGCAGAAAGAACGGUCGCCCCAGUGGCUCUAAUUACAGCACAUAUGCAGAAGAUCUAUGGUCUUGAUUGGCAUCCACAGCGGAUGUAUGAACUGGUGACGUGCUCGGAAGAUAAGACAGUCAAGUUUUGGGAUGUGACACAGCCAAGAGUCUGCCAGGGAACGUUAAAUACAGGUGCGCCAGUGUGGCGAGCUCAAUACACUCCAUUUGGUGAUGGGCUGGUGACUAUCUCGCAGCGGAUGGAUAACAUAAUAAGACUAUGGGCUCUUUCGCAUAGUGAUGGGGAAAACAGACGUAAUGUAGAUGGCGGAGAUCUGGAUGUUAGUGGUGCUAAUGUGACAGCUUCUGUCACAGCGGAGCUGGUGCAUUCGUUCGUAGGUCAUUGUGAUUUGGUGAGGAGUAUGGCGUGGCGUGUUCGUCCUCAGACGAGCGUAUACCAGCUGAUAUCGUGGUCAAAAGACCAAGAGUUGCGCAUGUGGCAUGUAGAUGUGCCGCAACUUGAGGCUUGCGGCUACAACACCGCGUCGUACCUUGCUGAUGCUGCUCCUUCCGAGAUCAAUAAUGGUAAUGCUCGCCAGCACUCUGAUGCCUACCGAAUUAUGCAUGCUGAGUUUGCUGGGAUGCAUGCGCAACACUCCAAGUACAGUUUGUCCGCUCUGAAAACCGAUUUUGUACCGCUUGUGGUGCCAAAGUCAGCAGUGCCACUAAACACAGAUGAAUACACGUUGGAGGGCAACAAUAGUUCGUUGCAAGCUCUCCUUGCACUUGAGGAAGAGCUUAUUGAAGGAGGCAAGCCUCAAUCUCAACCAGAGAGCGGAGACGAAGAAGAAGGGACAAUGUCAAGGACUGAAGAAAAUGAUGAUGGUUAUACAGACAAUUCUGCGAGUACAAAGGAAAGAUUCGCAAACUCCAGCGGUGCAAGAGCGCUACCGUGUCCUCGUAUUUCUGGCGCCGCUUUCAGCGGUCCUAAUAUGCUGCUGGUGUUCGAUUCACGGGUUGCAAUUGGCCAAUCUCGCAGUUCAAUAGUUCCAACUGCUGUUGCUGCGGGCAAAGAGAGCAAACUGCAGGUGGCUUCAAACAAGCUACCGCGCACCUAUGAAGAGUUGCUCGACUUACGAGACUCCCGCUUUGCAACAAAGAAGAACAAGAAACCACCUGUAAAACUUCUAUCGUCAGCUAACAUCAUGGGCUCUAUGGACGUUGGUUCAAAUGAUUGGUCAGGACAGCAACAGCAGCAGUCGCAAGAACUAAUCGACAACGGUGUUCUUGUGGGUGUAUUCGGUGAAGACAUCGAUAAUCAUGCUCGUUCUGCCCACGGGUAUUGUCACUCGUCCAUGUAUUACUCCUCAGGUAGUGGUGGUCCAGGUGGAAACGAUGACAUUUUAGCUGGAGUGAAUGAAACGGAGCCCUCCAUUCACGAAGGACCCAAAUAUUCAAAUACGUAUUUCGCAGGUGCCGAGUAUCGUUUACCCAUAAACAAUCCGGAACAUCUUCUCUCAAUGUCCUCAAGCGCUGUUGCUGGUCUCCAACUCUCUCCUCGUGUAUCAGUUCGUCCAAGUACUGCAGAGAGGUUGAAGCGUGUGGAGCAAGCUGCGCCGGCUCUCAACCUCGAUCUCAGUAUCAGCGUAACCAUUCUUGACCUGUCCAAGCUUUGUGGUGUGUCUUCAAUUCUAAUGUACCAAACAGACCUUGUCCCAGGACGUGUGACUCCGUCGGCGGCAUCACCGAAGGCCAGUAAUGCGGCAAAGCGGAAGAAGAGUCAGCUUGGAUUUGUCAACCGCUCGAUGAUAUCCUGGAUGUUGCGAGCAGCGGAAGAUAGGUCCGGCAGGCGUGCAUCAAACAAUAAUCUGAGCCGUGUACUACAAAGUUUAUUGAACGAGAACUCUGCCGCCAGCGGGCUAAAGAAAGACGAAGAUACCUUGUUUGACGAAUCUUGCACCGCAUUAGCUGCAACGUGCGCACAAAACUCACACACUGCAAUGCUAGCAGGUCGACAUGAUUUGCAGCAAAUUUGGUCGCUUUUGGAGAUCUCAGCGGCACCUGAAGUAAAACUACCCAUUUACAGGAAGAACAACAAGUUGUCAACAUCGGUUUGUUUGCAAACCUCGCAUCCUUGGAGUGCGCAUCCUCUCGGAAAACGUCUUGUGCACAAAGUUCUUGACAUGUACGAACAGGCAGGAGAUGUCCAAGCUCUAGCAUCAAUUGUAUGUGUGUUGAAGCCAAGCGAGUGCAAGGUACAGGAUGAAAUCCGCAAAUCAGUCACCCCUUCGGCGAUUACGAUGGAAAAUCAGCUACCAGUAGUGCGUGAGGACAGACGUUCCAGCAUUGAUGAGGUAAGAUCUAGUAAUCCUGGAAAUGCUGCAAGUGUAGCUAUUGGAAUGCGUUCUCGACGUUCGUCGUCGAAUGCUCUAUCGCAAUUGGCAAUGAAUCUGGCCGAUUCAAAUGAUGCACCUCCUCCUAUGAGAGGCCCUCGUCGAUCUAGUAGCCAUAGUGAUGCUCGACCACAGGGACUGCUCACCGACAAAGACGCCGCGUUUCUUCGUGCAUCGAAAGACUGGUUGUUGGUAAGCGGCGGUAAUACCAGCACUGCAUCCAGUCGACACUCGAGUCCUAUCCAAGAUCGCACAUUGAGUGGUUCCUCCGGAUUGAGCACUAUGAACCGUGACACAUUAUACAAGGCGUCAGCACCUGCCCAACACACUAGUUGGAAGAUGGACUUUGAUCGUUUGGAAAAUCCCUUCAAGACAUGGAGUGGGAAUUCUAGCAAGGACGCUCCUCCACCUCGUUUAACCGCCGAUACAUUCCAGCCUCCGAGUCCAGCUAUUAAUGAAAAAUCACCCGCGCCUUCAAUGAAAGUGACUGCAUCUCCACGACCGAUCGUUGUACCACCUUCUCCUCUCCAUACAUCCCUCAGUACAACAACAUGCAGAGAAGAAGAGAUGGACGCGAAUGAUCGUGUGAUACUACAAUUAACUUGUCGCUCGGUCGAUGAUGAAAAGUGUCUGCUCUCGUUACAAGAAGAAGACAAAGCACGUUAUGAUGUUUACAAGGAAGCGUAUGCUGCUGUGUUAUAUCGCUAUGGUGCAAUGAAUCUCCGCAAUGAAGUAUUGAAAACAAAAUCUCAUGGAACGCUAGAUGUACGAGGCAUUGCCAUGGGAUUAAUCUGCAGCUCCUGUAAUGCAAAAACCAUUGAUCCAGUCUGUACAACAUGUCGAGACUUUGCAAUGCGUUGUUCCCUAUGUCAACUCGUGAUCCGUGGUCAAUCCAUGUUUUGUAUGACGUGUGGACAUGGUGGACAUGCUAUUCAUGUUCGUGAAUGGUUUGAACUUGAGAAAGCAUGUCCGACUGGAUGUGGAUGUUGGUGUAAACAUGCUACUGCUACAAUGCCAGCGUCUCAAUUAGAACAACAAGAGACGGAAGAACAGAUUGUUGUCACUUUAUCCAGAGAGAGAGAGAGUAUGCGAGGAAGUGGUUUGAGUAUCGAACGCUUUAUCAAGGGCAAAGCCCAGCGAUCAAAGAGGGAUGCAAAGAGUAAGAAGAAGGUUCUUAUUCACAAGGCAAAGCGUCGACGACAAUAUGAAAAGGUUAAAAAAGAAUGUCAAGAUCAAACUGGAUUAACGGGUGGACAGGGAGAGACCGAUACGAGUAAAAGGUCAUUCUAUGACAAGUUUUUCAAUCAACUUCGAAGCGGUGAAGGAGAUGAUGACGAGACGAAAGAGGUUGAUGAUACACGUCGUGGAAAGCGACGAGAGGAACAAGAAGAAGAAGAAGAAGAAGAGCAAAAGGACGUGGUGAAAAAGCCUGAUCCAUUUUAUAAAGCAAAGAAAAAGGCAGCAGUUAUGAAGAUGGAACAGCAAAGAGCUCGUGAAGAGAAGCAGAAACGACUAGUUGCGACGGAGAAGAAAGUGAUACAGCGGAAGAAGCGUCAUGUGAAACUAAGUCAGCGCACGGUGACAGGACAACCAGUAAUGAAGAACCACAUUCACGAUAUUCUGUCACGAUUACAGACAGAGAAGAAGAAGCCACAAAUGUAG
Peronospora belbahrii is the source of this 4845-nucleotide messenger RNA. NCBI's taxonomy places the organism in Eukaryota, Oomycota, Peronosporomycetes, Peronosporales, Peronosporaceae. The record is from the annotation of a GenBank genome assembly.